This is a messenger RNA of Apis dorsata (giant honeybee), 2427 nucleotides long. Its product is annotated as location of vulva defective 1-like. The transcript is spliced from 6 exons. The record is from RefSeq and is a predicted model, not a curated record. NCBI's taxonomy places the organism in Eukaryota, Metazoa, Arthropoda, Insecta, Hymenoptera, Apidae. The coding region runs from base 668 to 2278 and encodes 536 amino acids.
UUUUCUACAAGAAAAAAGAUAUUAAAAACAUCAUCGCAUACAUCUGCAUUUGGAAAGUUAUGAAACACAUCUGCCACAUGCAUAUCUCAAAACACAAAGCUGUCAUAAACUUGACGUUCAAUAAUUGGGAUCAUACGAAUUAUAUACUUAGGGGUGAUUGACAAUCCAUUAAAUCUUACGAAAGUCCAUCGUUCGUUAUCCGAAUCCUUUAAAAGCUUCUUCUUCUUCGAACGAAGCUCGAUAAUGGUCAUACAUGCGCAUUUUUUUUGAUGUCGAUGAUGAGAAGAAAAGAGAAAAAGAACGAAAAAAAAGAUAGCGAAGUUGAGGAAAGAGACGCAUAGAGAUUUGCAUAAAUCAUCGUCCGUUCACAUACAUAAUGAUUGGUUAAAAUAUCGAAAGUAAAGAUCGGUGGACGGAAGAUCAGAGAAGAGGAACACCAACACUGAAACAAAAGUGGAAUUUUAUUUUCUUCGGUCGGCAGUGUCACCAACACGCACAAGCGAGGAUUAUUCAGAAAACAUUUUGUUCGCUCGACGAUCAUCUCUCGACGAUGAGGAGACCUUCAAAAAAAGUCAAUUAAAAAAUCUAGUUCUCCCAAUGCCAUCCGAUUACGAAAUAAACUGAGAGGGAACAUCGGUCAAGUAUAAAAGAUCGAAAUAUCUUUGGGAUGAUAUUCCACUCCUUAUUCAAACAGCAUACCGUAAACAUGAGGUUGUUGCUGAUCGCUUUGACUUAUUUGACGGUUUCCUCGGCUUUCCCCGAGCCAAAGCAUAAAAGGGACGUUCUUCCAGGCGAUCCACGUUACGGAAUCGAUCAUCAUCUCGACAACGUGGUGCAAGUUAAAUCCUUUGAUGACAAAUCCGUGGUACAGGACGUCUAUGGACCCCCUGGAUAUCAACCGGGCGCUCCUCUUGGUAACGACUACUUGUCACCCCUCGCUAUCACCGAAUAUUCCACACCGGUCGCUGAAGUGGUUAACGUAGAACCUGAAAAAGUAGUAUCAAGCACAACAUUCUCGGUUCCAGUUGAAAGCGUCGAAACGGUAAAUGUCACACCGCCACCAGCCCCUUACGGUAUUCCCGUGGAUAAAACCGUUAAGACCGCCGUAAAUACCGAAUCCGCGUCUCAAGUCAAAUCCACGGUCAAAACUGUAAACACUCGAGUUCACGAAGGAUCUCCAUCGACUGUGAACAUCGUUGAACACUGGCCUACCGUAAAACAAGUAACACACUUUACCAACGGAGCGAAGAUCAACCCCUCGGUUACGAAAACCGUGAGGAAGAACGUCCUUGGCAACACUCUUCUGCCCACUGUCUACGCUUCUUACGGCGGAGUCCUUAACAUACCCGGUUACGUCUCUUCCCAACUUCCUUCCCUCUACUCGACGCUACAAUCCAUCCCUGUCGAUCACGCGGUCAAUUUGAACGUUCCUCUUUCCCUCUCAUCGUCCCACCAGCUCGACAAAACCGUCGUUCCAACCGCCUAUUCCGUCGCGCAACCAGCCUUCUCGGCUCCACACACGCAUAUCCUGCAACGCGCCCCUGUCCACACCCUCUACGCAUUGCCUUCCGUCUCGUCGCUUCCCUUCGAAACGCUGUCUCCGAUCCAACCCGUAUCUUCCGUGGGCACCUUGACCCCCGUGCACGCGACGCGCACCUACACACCGGUGCAAUCCGUCGAGACGUUGCCAUCCUCGAAUCUGGUGCACACCGUGGAAUCUGUCAAGUCCGUGAAGACCUCGUCGCCUGUGCAACACGCGGUGCCGACCGUGGUCGAGAGCCUAACACCUGUGGUGAGCGUGUCGACGGCGAGCCCCCUGCAAUCCGUGGACACGGUGGAUCCGAUCAAAUCGGUGAGAAUCGUGUCGCACCAGCCCGUCGAGACCCAACACUCCGUGACCGAGGUGCUUAAAACCAAAUCGGUACCCGUGAUCCAUAUCUCGGAUCAGGGCCUGCAAGACAAGCAAUUCCUGGGCAAUUUCUUCUACCAGCUCGCCACCAUGUAUUUGCCCAACUUUUCCACCUUACGGCCCCCAUCCUCGACCUCAACCUCGCCCUCGUCCUCGUCCUCCUCCUCGACCUCGCGCGCUCAUUCCAAGUCGCAGUUGACCACGAGCCAACCGGUUAAGGUGACCACCCCUGUCACCAUUCUUAGCGAUGACACUUACAAUCAAGAACUCGUCAAUAAUCCGGUAUCGGCUAGUAAGCAGGUGGUGAGCGUGACGCCAGCCAACGAGUACGUUCAACCCACGGAAGCCAACGGCGGAUAUGUUUAUUGAAAAUGAAUCGUAUCGUCGAUUGUAUAGAUAGAUAGAUUCGUUCGUUGUUGGAGAGCAUUUAGAAUCGAUUGGAGCUGGCGCGAUCGGAAAGAAUUAUUUUCAAACUGUGACAAAUGAAGAAUCUCCCGAUUAAACAUGCGAAAUACGAA